Molecule: messenger RNA, 1137 nt
Organism: Ostrea edulis (European flat oyster)
Lineage: Eukaryota; Metazoa; Mollusca; Bivalvia; Ostreida; Ostreidae
Exons: 1
Coding region: 1-1137 (378 amino acids)
Biological process (GO): DNA integration
Molecular function (GO): nucleic acid binding
Source: RefSeq, a predicted model, not a curated record
AUGAAACUCAAGCGUCAGAAAUCAGGUGAAACUACAAACUAUCCAAUCGUUGAACAGCUUGUGGAAACUGAACGCUUCAUCAUUAAAGAGGUUCAGUAUGAUGCGUUUCCAAGGGAAAUUGACUCUUUGAAAAAUGGAUGCAAAGAACGUCUUCCUAGAAAUAGUUCUAUCCUAUCUUUAAAUCCAUUUUUAGACUCAAAUGGAAUUCUUAGAGUAGGUGGAUGUAUCAAACAUUCCGAUAUUAGUGACUCAACGAAACAUCCAAUUAUCAUCCCGAAAGGUCACCAUAUGGCAAUUCUUCUCUUUCGCCGUUACCAUUCAAAGGUUGCGCAUCAAGGUAGAUCGUUCACGGAAGCAGCAAUCAGAAACGCAGGCUACUGGAUUAUUGGUGUUAAACGACUCGUAAACUCAGUCGUACGUCUGUACAUGGUUUGUAAGAAACUACGUGGGAAAGUUUGCACUCAACAGAUGGCUGACUUGCCGUUAGACAGGUUAACUCCAAGUCCUCCAUUUUCGUUUGUAGGAGUUGAUGUAUUCGGCCCUUGGCCAGUUACUUUUCGUCGUACACGAGGUGGUGUAGCACAAGCAAAACGUUGGGCACUACUUUUUGCAUGUCUAAUUACAAGGGCUAUUCAACUGGAAGUUAUUGAAGAAUUAACCAGCUCGUCAUUCAUCAAUGCUUGGCGAAGAUUUAUUGCUCUUAGAGGACCAGUUAAGCAAGUACGAUGUGACAGAGGUACAAACUUUGUAGGGGCAACCCAAGACCUAUCGAUGAUUGCUAAUUUUGUAGAAGACUGUGAUGUACGAAACUUUUUAAGGGAAAAUAGAAUUACGUGGCAGUUCAACCCUCCUCAUGCCUCACAUUUUGGCGGAGCAUGGGAGCGGUUAAUUGGAGUGUCUAGGAGAAUACUGGACUCGUUAUUGUUGGAAAACAGAUUCAAGGACUUGACUCAUGAGAUGUUGAUUACAUUCCUAGCUGAAGUUACAGCUAUCGUCAACAACAGACCGUUGACAAGUGUGUCUUAUGACUCCGAUUCACCAAGUUUAAUCACACCAUCUCUUCUUCUUACUCAGAAGACUGCAAACGAACAUGACAUUCCACCGUUUCCAAAAUUCGAGAGGAAGGAUUCAAUCUGA